AUGGCCACACUAGCUUCAACCCUCGUCGGCACUUUUACGGCCUCCAUGGGCCUCUGGGAACGAGUGCAUGACCGACGCCAAGCGCACAAGCAGAAGAUUCGCGACACAAAACAGGACAGCGAGAUCAAGCAACUGCGCGACCAAUUCGAGAGAGCGCAGCACGAAGCAGACGGACGUCAACAGGAGAUUGACAGACUGAAGAACGGGGGCGGCCGCGAUGACCCUGGGAGGAACUUUGAGAGAGACGGCAUGAUGAUUCAACGCAUGUAUGACGAGGCCUAUGGAAGAAUGGGGAACCGAUUUGCACAGGGCGAUGCCAUUGUCGAGAACCAACUCCAGGCACAGAUCAUUUCUCUCCAACAAACCGUCAUCAACGUCCUCCAAGACGCCCUCUACAACGACCGGCAACUCACCCAUGCCGACAUGUCAAAACUAGUCGCCGCUUCGAAUUUCGCGCGGGACGAAUCCCUAGAAGCGAUGAGACAAGCCCAACAACGACUCGGAUCCAACCACGGCUCCAUCCGCUCCUCUUCCCCCCCACACUCCCUCGCCUUACCCCCCAAGCGCACAUCAACCGUCCUCGUCAACGGCCCAGACCACCUCUUCUGCCGCUACAGCCUCGAACUCCAAUACCUCCCCAACAAGCCCCUCGCGUCGACCUUUGCCCCCGCCGGAUCCUGCCAAUGCCCCGCCUGCGGCCUCCGCCUCGACGUCACAGCCGAAGACUUCUGGAUGAUCGGCAAGCGCACGCCCAUGACCAUCCUCGACCAGGGCUACGAGACGGAAAUCACAGAGACGCGCGAGUUUCGCCUCGGGCAGCGAUUCGUGCUCAAGUGCCACACGCCCGAGGGCGAGUAUGCGUGCACGAUUUGCAAUAAGCACCGCGACGUGGAUGCGAUUUGUCGGACGGUCGAGAGCUUGGUUAAGCAUGUGGGGACGUUUCAUGGGGUCGAGGAGUUGGAGGCGGAAGGGGAUCUGAGGGAGGUCAAGGUAGAUACAAGAAGGCUGAGUUUGCCGGCGCCCCGGGCACACAGUCCGUCGACGUUUAGGGCGAGGGAACUGGUGGACGAGUAUCGGUAG
Plenodomus lingam JN3 is the source of this 1080-nucleotide messenger RNA. RefSeq lists its product as uncharacterized. The record is from RefSeq and is a predicted model, not a curated record. Lineage: Eukaryota; Fungi; Ascomycota; Dothideomycetes; Pleosporales; Leptosphaeriaceae.